AAAAGAAAGAAAGAAAGAAAGAAGGGAAUAGGGUCCUUAUCUGGAAGGCAUGAGGCUGGAGAUGGAUAAUCUCGAUGACAGCCUUACCCAACAGAAGCGCCUCUCUUAACAGAUAGGAAUCGGAAUCCCUCCCACUCCUUCCGCUCACCGUCUUGCUAUGUCCACUCUCUCCAACCCCUUCUUCUUUUUCUACUCUUCUCCUCCACCCACCCUCCGUUUUCACUCGCCCUCCACACGCCCUCGCCCCCUCUCUCUCCGUCCCAAGGCCUCUGCGGCCGCCCCCGUUGAGCCUCCCCCCGUUCCAGCUAAAUCAGUCGAGAAUGUGGUGAUCAUAGGUUCAGGUCCUGCUGGAUAUACGGCAGCAAUAUAUGCAGCUCGUGCCAAUUUGAAGCCUGUAGUGUUUGAGGGAUAUCAAGUUGGUGGUGUUCCUGGAGGCCAGUUGAUGACUACCACUGAAGUGGAGAACUUUCCUGGUUUUCCUGAUGGAAUAACUGGUCCAGAUUUGAUGGAUAGGAUGCGACGACAAGCUGAGCGUUGGGGAGCAGAAUUGUUCCAAGAAGAUGUGGAACACAUUGAUGUUAAAAACAAUCCAUUUACAAUACGGAGUAGUGAACGCGAGGUUAAGUGUCACAGCAUGAUUUUUGCCACAGGAGCUACAGCAAAAAGGCUCAGGUUACCCCGUGAAGAUGAAUUUUGGAGUAGGGGAAUUAGUGCUUGUGCAAUUUGUGACGGAGCAUCACCAUUGUUUAAAGGUCAAGUGCUUGGUGUGGUUGGAGGAGGUGAUACAGCUACAGAGGAAGCAUUGUACUUAACUAAGUAUGCUCGUCAUGUUCAUUUACUUGUUCGUAAAGACCAACUAAGAGCAUCGAAAGCAAUGCAAGAUAGAGUUUACAACAAUCCAAAUAUCACAUUGCACUUCAAUACAGAGACUGUGGAUGUUGUUAGCAAUAUGAAAGGUCAAAUGUCGGGCAUAUUAACCAAAAGAGUUGAUUCUGGGGAGGAAUCUGUGCUCGAGGCAAAAGGCUUGUUUUAUGGUAUAGGACAUUCGCCAAAUAGCCAGCUGCUGCAAGGCCAAGUCAAACUUGACAGCUCAGGGUAUGUGCUAGUAGAGGAGGGUAGUGCUAAAACUUCUGUAGAAGGUGUAUUUGCAGCAGGAGAUGUGCAGGACCACCAGUGGAGACAAGCCAUAACUGCUGCUGGAUCUGGAUGCAUUGCAGCUUUGUCUGUUGAGCGGUACCUAGUUAGCAAUAAUCUCCUUGUUGAAUUUCAUCAGCCUCAAACUGAAGAGGUUAAGAAGGAGCUGACAGAUAGAGAUGUUCAAGAAGGUUUUGACAUUACACUAACAAAACAUAAGGGUCAGUAUGCCUUGCGAAAGUUGUAUCAUGAGAGUCCAAGGCUUAUAUGCGUAUUAUAUACUGCACCAACUUGUGGUCCAUGUCGGACUUUGAAGCCAAUUCUUAGCAAGGUGAUUGAUGAAUUUGAUCAGAAUGUACAUUUUGUUGAAAUUGACAUUGAGGAAGAUCCAGAAAUUGCAGAAGCUGCUGGAAUUAUGGGCACCCCAUGCGUGCAAUUUUUCAAGAAUAAGGAGAUGAUCAGGACUGUGUCAGGGGUCAAAAUGAAGAGAGAGUACAGAGAAUUCAUUGAAGUGAAUAAAUGAGAGUAUUUUACUGCUUGCUAUUAUAUCAUCAUUUUGUCAUUCAAUUUUGUUCUGAAAAGUUAUUUGAAUAAUGCUUCAAUUUUAAAAUGAUAUCUUGUAUUGAUCAACUACACUGUAGAUUACACAUGCAGAGUUGCCAAUGCAUUGUGACGGUUUUUUGUUCUCCAAUCUUGUGCUUCAGUAAUAUGUAUAUUUUGCAUUCAGUUAGGAAUGUUGUUUACAAGGUGGACUACGUGCUCCUGACUAGAAUAAUUGGCAGCUAUUCUGUAUUCAA
Molecule: messenger RNA, 1931 nt
Organism: Theobroma cacao (cacao)
Lineage: Eukaryota; Viridiplantae; Streptophyta; Magnoliopsida; Malvales; Malvaceae
Gene: NTRC
Product: NADPH-dependent thioredoxin reductase C
Biological process (GO): removal of superoxide radicals
Cellular component (GO): cytoplasm
Molecular function (GO): thioredoxin-disulfide reductase (NADPH) activity
Source: RefSeq, a predicted model, not a curated record